This is a messenger RNA of Stylophora pistillata, 744 nucleotides long. RefSeq names its product huntingtin-interacting protein K. NCBI's taxonomy places the organism in Eukaryota, Metazoa, Cnidaria, Anthozoa, Scleractinia, Pocilloporidae. The record is from RefSeq and is a predicted model, not a curated record. Gene Ontology annotation, biological process: negative regulation of apoptotic process; protein stabilization.
ACAUUUCCAAGAUGGCGGAAAACUCUCAGCAACCUUUGCCGAAAAGACAUGAUUUACAAACGUCUGCAGACCUUGAGAGAGUCACAGAUUAUGCUGAAGAGAAAGAAAUAAGUACAACGGACAUAGAAAAUGCCAUAAGUCUAGUGGAGGGAAGAUAUUCUGAAGAAAAAGCUGCCAAGUUACAAAGAGAGAAGGAACUUGCAAGGAUUGUCAUAAAAAAGGAAGAUGUGGACUUGAUUGUUGAGGAAAUGGAAAUUCCAAGAGCUGCUGCAGAAAGAAGUUUAAGAGAACACAAAGGGGAUGUGGUUGAAGCUUUGGUGUCUCUAACAAAUUAAACAGCUUUAUAGAAAAUAAUAAUAAAAGGUGACAAGACAUUGACAUAUGAAUGAUUGUUCAGUUUUAUCACCAUAUGGAUUGGAAAUUAUUAGGCUGUAUUUUUCAGUUUUGUAUUUAUGAGGAUACAGUCUGAGUGUGUUAUCAUGUUGUUGAAAUAGGUGAACCUUCUUCAUUCUCUGAAUGUAAUUUCCAUGGUGAUCUGAUUGCUCUUCUGUAACAUUUGUCUUUGUGCUCACUGCAUAAAAUGCCAAAACCUAAAAGUCUAUGAAAUGUCAUUGACUAGUUCUUGUAUGAUACAGACACUUGGAAGAAUCACUGAAUUAGAAAAACAUCCCUGUGACAGACAUUUUUGAUAAUUCUCUUUGUUCUGUUAUGUUUGAAGAAAUAAAGGUGUGUUCAGGGAAAUUA